AUGCCACGCGUCCCUCGAUCGCUCGUCCCAUCCACAUGGCUCCAAAGUACCUCCGCAACGUCCAACGCCGUCGUCGCACGCGCCUCGCUUCGUACAAUUCGACCACAGCGCAGCGCAUCACUCGCUAGUGUCACUACACCGAGGAUCUCAACGGGGACAUCGGCCUUGUUCCCUCUCGCAUCAGGAUCCAGCACCCCGAGCACCGCAAGCCGCGUACUCAACAGCCUAGUGCCGACCAAGACCUCCCUGUCCUCCCUCCUCUCCCGACCCCGUCCAUCAACCCUCCUGCACCUCCUCCCCCCUUCCAUCCAGCCCCCAACGCAUCCCUCCCUCCUCUCUCCCCGUCUCGUCACUUACGGCUGUGAAUACCAACCCUCGCAACUCAAGCGCAAACGCAAGCAUGGAUUUUUGUCGCGCAAGAGGACCAAGAAUGGGAGGAGGGUGUUGGAGAAGAGGUUCGCGAAGGGGAGAAAGUUUCUGAGCCAUUAG
Molecule: messenger RNA, 489 nt
Organism: Microbotryum saponariae
Lineage: Eukaryota; Fungi; Basidiomycota; Microbotryomycetes; Microbotryales; Microbotryaceae
Source: the annotation of a GenBank genome assembly